AUGGGUGUUAAACGAAAGGCGCGAGUUUGCGAAGCUGUCUCGGGACUGGAGUGGAGUGUACGGGGGCAGAGGAGUAGGUACUUUCACGAGCUGCAUGACAAGAUUCAGAACGAACCAGUUCCAAGUCCUGAUGGUGGGGACGAUUUGAUUCUAUGGAGACACUCGGGAGGCAAAUAUCGUGAUUAUUUCUUAGCUAAUGAAACUUGGAACCAAAUACGGGAUAAGCAUGAGAAAGUUGGCUGGAGCAGCAGUGUUUGGAUCGCUCAGGGGGUUCCUAUGUUUGCGUUCAUAACGUGGCUGGCGGUUAAGAACAGGCUUGCUACUGGUGAUAGAAUGCGGACAUGGGGCAUUCAGCAGGACUGUGUUCUUUGUGGGGAGAAAUAUGAGACGCGAGAUCACUUAUUCUUUGCUUGUCCCUACUCCUACACAGUGUGGGAUAGGCUUGCAAGCAAGUUAAUUGGCUUGUCCAUUAACCCAUAUUGGAAUGAUAAUCUUUGA
This is a messenger RNA of Brassica napus (rape), 498 nucleotides long. RefSeq lists its product as uncharacterized. The record is from RefSeq and is a predicted model, not a curated record. Lineage: Eukaryota; Viridiplantae; Streptophyta; Magnoliopsida; Brassicales; Brassicaceae. The transcript has a single exon. Bases 1 to 498 code for a protein of 165 amino acids.